CAAUAUAAAAGCAGUAAAACAUUAAAAUAAAUAAAACUUUCAAAUACAGACAAAAUGAGGCUAAACAAUUUACGUCAUAAAAAUAAAAAAUGCGAAAUAAUAAACAUAAAAAGUGGGAAAAAGAGCCAGGACAACUUCAAAAUGAUUCAGAAGAUUAUAAACUGCUGCCUGCGCCCGCUGGCGCUUGCUAGUCUUGGCAAUGAUUUCCCACAUUUGCCAUUUUGGUCUGUUGCUGUUUUGGUACUUGUCAUUGCCAUUUUGAUCUGUUGCCGUUUUGGUCUGUUGCUGUUUUGGUACUUGUCACUGCAGUUUUGGUACUUGUCAUUGCCAUUUUGGUCUGUUGCCGUUUUGGUCUGUUGCUGUUUUGGUACUUGUCAUUGCCGUUUUGGUACUCGUCAUUGCCGUUUUGGUCUGUUGCCGUUUUGGUCUAUUCCUGUUUUGGUACUUGUCAUUGCUGUUUUGGUAUGUUGCCGUUUUGGUACUUGUCAUUACAACUUUUUUUCCCUCUCAUUCUUUUUCCAAUGUGAAAUGUCUUAAUGAUCUGCAAAUGUUUAAUACAGUACUCCAACAAGCAAAUACAUUUUACACUUAUUUUAACUAUUAAAUUUAUAAUUCAGUAUUAUUUCAAUAUUAUUUGAAUUACUUUUCAGUAAUAUUUUAUGCUUCUAUGUAUGAAUCGCAAGAGAAAUCAUCCAAUAUAGAGUGCAUUUAUUGUACCAAUAAUAUGCAUGACUGACAUCAUCAAGGCACACUUGAUUGCCACAAUACAAUCACACUUGUUAGAUAAACCUGGAAAAACCCACUUCUGUUGUACAACUGAACACAUACCAGAGAAAUUUAAGGAUUAUUUCAAGAUGGCUGAAAGUGAACUAAGUCAAUUUCUGGAAAAUAUUGAUGAGAAGGUCCUAGAGUGCACCAUCUGCUUUAAGCGACUUAAAAAUCCUAAAUCACUCAACUGCCUUCACAGUUUCUGUUUGGCAUGUCUUGAAGACUGGGUUAAGACGAAGGGACAGCUGAUUUGUCCAACUUGCUCAAAAUUGUAUUUCAUUCCAGAGGGCGGGCUUCAGAAGCUUCCGCCUAAUACCUUUAUCAAUAAUUUAUUAGAAGCUAUUGAACAAUUUUCGAAAGAUCAAAUGAAAUGUAUUUGUGCAAAAGAACAGGCAAAAUACUACUGCCAGGAAUGCAGACAUUACUUGUGUUCUCCAUGUAGUGACCAUCACCAAAAAUUUCCAAUGUUGGCAAACCACAAGCUACAUUCAGUGGAAGAUGUGCAAUCAAUGACACCUUUACAAAUUACAUCAUUACAACCUCCGCUGUGUUCUCUUCACAAUGAGCCUUUACAAUUUUUCUGCUGCAUAUGCAAUAUUCCAAUAUGCACAGACUGCACAAUUACUGACCACAAGGAGUGGGAUGGAAAACACAAAUUAAUCAGCAUUUCUGAAGCCUUUAAAACAUUUAAAGAAACUUCAGAAAAAUUGGAGAAAGCUGCCAAUGACUGCAAAAACAAAUUACAAGAUGGGUUAAAAGCUGUUAUUCUGAAUGCUACCAAACUACAACAAAGCAAAGAUACAAGUUUGAGAGAUAUUGACAAUCAUGUACAAGAAAUGGUCAAGAAAGUCAAGGAGAAUGGAGAUAAGAUGAAAAAUAAAAUAGAGACAAUCUACAAAGAUAAAAAGAAGGUUUUAGAUGUACAAAUGGAUGAUUUGAAAAAAACAAUAUCUGACAUAAAUACAAAACUUAGUUUUCUUAAUCAGUUAUUGAAGAUUGAUGAAGCAACAGCAAUGCAAUCAAGUGAAAGAGUAAUUACAGCACUCAAAGAAAGAAUCAAUGAAUUACCAACUGAGCCAAAUGAUAAUGGACACAUUCAUUUCUAUAUAAACCAACAGCAAAUUGCUUCGUUGCAAUGUGAUAUUGGGUAUGUAUCACACAUGAGGGCAGCAGAAUGUUUAACAUUAAAGGGGGUGGAAUCUGUGACCAAGGGUCAGACAAUUGUUGUCAAAGUUAUCCAACCAGAUGAGUUUAAAAUACAUGCAAAUCAGCUGAAGGCAACAUGGACACAGCCUACAGGAGAAACCAACAUCACACAAAUUCAGGAAGAUGAUAAUGGAGAUUACUUUGUGACAGGAACCUGCACAAGUCCAGGUAUAUGUAAACUAGAUGUGCAUGCUGACGGUGAACCAAUCAAGCAGUCACCAAUGAUAACCAAAGUAGAAAAGGAAGGAUUAGUAAAUACCAUUAACAUAAACCAAGAAUAUGUUAGAGAUGUAGUUAAGUGUGAAGAUGAUUGCUUGCUGGUUUCAUGUGAGACAAAUGAAAUACUCAAGUACAAGCAAUCAGGAGAAUAUAUUGGUAAGAUUAUACUACCACCAGAUGUCCAAGUUUACAGAAUGUACAAAAUGAAGAAUGGUAACAUUGUAUUUAGUGAUUUGGGUUAUAAUAGCAUAAAAAUAUGUAAUAUGAAUGGUCAGGUGAUCAAAUCAAUUGGCUAUGGAGUAUUACAGAGACCGUUUGGUAUCCAUGUGGAUGAGACAUCAAAUGUUGUGUAUGCAGCAUAUGUUUGUAGUAACUGUGUGUUCAUGUUUGACAUUGACAGUGGCCAAAUGAUGAAGAAGAUAGGAUCACCGGGUGGCAACGAUGGUGAAUUAGGUGCAGUCACUGAUGUUACUCUUACAUAUCAGAGACAUAUUCUCAUAUCGGAUAAUGACUAUGGCAGAUUACAAUUAUUUGAUAAUGAGGGAAGGUUCUUGAAAGUCCUUGUUGAAGCAGGUGAUGAGGAUGGUAAGUUGAUAGAUCCCCGUGGAGUAGUAGUUGAUGAGGAUGACAACAUCAUUAUAUCAAGUAAUCACAAACUACAGCUAUUUAGUAGUGAUGGAAAAUUCAUUAAAAGAAUUGAUAAACCAGAAGAUGGAAUUAACAAUCCACGUGGAUUAUGUAUCAUUUCAUAUAAUCCACGCACAGUUGCAGUAGCCAAUAACGGUAACAAAAGUGUCGACAUAUUCAAUUAUUAAAAAUAAUGAUAGUCUGCUGCCCACAUA
Molecule: messenger RNA, 3035 nt
Organism: Anneissia japonica
Lineage: Eukaryota; Metazoa; Echinodermata; Crinoidea; Comatulida; Comatulidae
Product: tripartite motif-containing protein 3-like
Exons: 2
Coding region: 729-3008 (759 amino acids)
Biological process (GO): positive regulation of DNA-templated transcription
Cellular component (GO): chromatin; nucleoplasm
Molecular function (GO): zinc ion binding; ubiquitin-protein transferase activity; protein binding
Source: RefSeq, a predicted model, not a curated record